Messenger RNA from Torulaspora delbrueckii, 3078 nucleotides. RefSeq names its product ubiquitin-specific protease UBP7 (gene UBP7). Lineage: Eukaryota; Fungi; Ascomycota; Saccharomycetes; Saccharomycetales; Saccharomycetaceae. The record is from RefSeq and is a predicted model, not a curated record. The transcript has a single exon. The coding region runs from base 1 to 3078 and encodes 1025 amino acids. Gene Ontology annotation, molecular function: cysteine-type deubiquitinase activity. Gene Ontology annotation, biological process: protein deubiquitination.
AUGGCAGACACAGAGGUAUCUUUUACUCCAGAGUACUCUAACGAGCUCCUCCGAUGUGUUCAAAAUUUAUAUGAGGAUGAUAUUAAACACUACUUCACACAGUCUAAAUUGGAAAAACUGCUGGAUCUGUUGGAACAUACAGAGUAUCUGUUUGAAUCAUACUUGCAAUUUCUGCAUGAGAAAAAUAAUCAGGAUGCAUUGACUGCAUUCAUUAUUGGUUGUUAUUAUCUUUAUCUGAUUGUCCCUCAAUCGAUCGAAUUUCAGACUAGGAAUAAAUCCUACAGCAUAUUUAAUGAUCUUAUGAAGAUGUAUCAGAAUCAAGCUAAUAUGACCAACGUGCUACUAAUGGUGAAAGAUGAGGUGGAUUCUAUUCUGGAUAGGAAUGCAAGAGAAUUCAAAGAGUUUGAACACCAAAAGGCGCGCACGAGAGCUUACUCUGUCCCAGAUCGCAAUUUUGAGUCUCGUCUGACAAACCUCAACAUUCAUAACGAGAAUCCGCUGCCGCUUGGUGAUCAUCAGGCGGCUUCCAAGUCAGAACAGGGUCGGGAAGACAUGAAUAACCUUCAGAAUGAUGAGGACUCUUCGCCAGUAUGGACUGCUCCACCUUUGGAGCCUAACGAUCAGUUAAGGAUUGCAUUGGAUGCAACACCUCUGUCUCCAUCGAUUAUGGCAUUGGAUCAACCAAUGGCUACUAAAGAGCUCGCUAUCUCUACUUCGAGGAAGGCCCUGUCUAGAAGAGCAAGUGCUAUGGGGCCUACUCCGUACCCUAUUGAAGAGUUGGACAUUUCUGGGCAGGACGGUAACAGUCACUAUGAUGAACUUGGUUUCAAUAAGACCCUCUGGAAUGCAAACGUGGAUAGACAAACAACUCAUAGAAAGGACUCAUACCAUUCCGUCUAUAUGUUUGAAGGAGGGUCGGAUGACCACAUGCCAUCGAUAUCAAAAGAUUUUACUCAAGGUUUAGAAAGAUUGCAGAAGCAAAGCAUUAUUACAGCACCAGAGCUAUUCACAAUUUUGUCAAGCUCCGAAGAGAGCGAAAAAUUACUGUUGAUUGACUUUAGAUUAUCGAAAAGAUCAAAAGUCAAUCACAUUAUUGCACCCACUACAGUUGAGAUAGACCCACGUCAGCUUUGGGAUCCGAAAACAAAUACACCGAUUUCGAAUGCCGCCACUUUAGAUGAAAUCAUCAAAAAGCCAGCAUUUCUUGAAAGAGGCUCAUACGAUUACAUUGUUUACUACACCGAUAUGAAGACUUACAUGACCAUUGAUUACGACUACAUGUUCACAUUGUUUUAUCUAUUGACGGCGUCCCCCACGGUAAACCUGCGGUCUUUACCAACUCAUCUACUUGGUGGAUACGAGAAAUGGAAGAAAAUCAUGAAGAAUUACUCGGUUGACCAUGGGGUGAAUAUGGACAAUUAUAUUUAUAGACCUUAUGGUGAAAGCAAGAAGGCUUUACCUGAUACAUCGAGCAAAAGAACUCCUGAGCUGCCUUCCUGGAAGCCUCCUGCAAUACCACCUCGCAUUAGAAAGCGCCCGCCACCUCCACCGCCUAUCAGCGUUCCUGUACCUACCGAAAAACCUCCGGCGGCGCCGCCGCCUCCUAUUCCUCCCAAGGUAUCGUUGGAAACUCAUCCAGAAGAGCCGCCUGCAGUGGAUGAUCAUUCGGUAGAAACGACUAGGCCCACUAGAAUAACCAGAAAGGCUAUCGGAUCUAGACCUUUGCAUACACAUCCACAUGAUCAGCGUCUGAGCUUACAAAGGCACUAUUCGAUCCCAACUAUUGAAAAAAGCUCUAAUACUUAUGUUUCUCUCUCCAUCACUGGACUCAGGAACCUGGGGAAUACUUGUUACAUCAAUAGCAUGCUUCAAUGUCUGUUUGCUACCACCAAGUUCAGAGAUUUAUUUGUCUCAGGAAAAUUCGAAGAGUUCUUCAAUCAGAAUUAUAGUAAUAGGCCUCAACUUUCCAAAUCUUUCAACAUUUUAUUCAGAAAGAUGUAUAUCAAUGGUGGUUGCUCUGUGGUUCCUACCAGUUUUCUCAAAGUUCUGGAUCAUCUGAGACCAGAUUUGAGAAUCCCAGAUGACCAACAAGAUACGCAAGAAUUUUUAAUGGUUACUCUUGAUAGAUUACAUGAUGAACUGUCAAAUCAAGCCGCGGUGGCUAAUGAGUAUCCCGACUUGCUUUUAUAUGAUGAACAUCAAAUGGAUGUCAACGGUAAGGAGUAUAAGAAAUGGUUUGAGGAAAGCGUGAUUGGAAAUGGUCUUGCUCCCAUUGAUCACAUAUUUCAGGGACAGAUCGAGAACAUACUGGAGUGUCAACGGUGCGGGAAUUCAUCGUUUAGCUAUUCCACAUUUUAUGUUCUUUCUUUAGCUAUUCCAAAACCAUCUACCUCCACUUUUUCAAGGGCCAAGAGAGUGAAGUUGGAGGAUUGCAUCAACAUGUUCACCAAUGACGAGAUACUUUCAGGAGAAAACGCCUGGGAUUGCCCAAAAUGUGGUUCUGCCGUCACUGACAUGGGUCCCAACCAUUUGAAGAAGUCUAAGAAGAAGAAAAAAUCAGAACUUGGAGAGGAACGACGUAGUAAAAGCGGAUUCUUCCGUAUACACUCCAAGUCAAAGAGAUCAAAAUCUCCAUUUAGAAUGCUGGGAAGCACGAAAUUUCCUUUAGCCAUGGAAGAUUGGAAGAGCAAGGAAUUAUCCACUAAAAAAACUCUGAAUUUCAUUUUUCUUCCACCCGUUUUAAUUAUCCAUCUCUCAAGAUUUUACUAUGACUUGACGAAGAAAAACGACACUAUCGUCACCUACCCGCUAGUAUUAAACAUAAUCCUUAAAAAUAACGAAACAGCCAGAUACAGACUUUACGCCGUUGUAAAUCAUACCGGCAAUCUUAUCAGUGGACAUUAUACAUCGUUAGUCAAUAAAGAGCCAAUGCAUAAAUUGGAUAAAGGUCGACAAAAAUGGUACUACUUUGAUGAUGAGGUUGUCAAAGAAGAGACUAAGCAUGGUAAUAUAGACCAAGGCAUUUUAAAAGUAUCAAGUAGUGAUGUCUACGUUCUGUUCUAUGAACGUUUGGACUAA